CCCCAAAGUCUGCGGCAAAUUCACCCACGCGCAGAGGCAUGAAUCUGUGUCAGUAACCCAAGGACCCCGGAAACCGUGGCCUCCGCGGUGGUAGGGACCUGGGCUGGCGACGUUUGCCCAUGCAGGACGAGGGUCUCUGCGUUCCCUUCGCGCUGCUGCAGAUAAGAUCGGGCGGGGUGCCCGAGGUGGGGUGCAGCUAUAAGGAGGCCCAGGCGGCGGGCGCGGCCCCCAGAGCACGCCACGCCAGCGCGAUGCUCAACGCUCAGGAGCGCGCCCACAUCGAGCAAGUCUGGGACCUGAUCGCCGGACACGAGGCGCCCUUCGGGGCGGAGCUGUUGCUCAGGCUUUUCACCGUGUACCCCAGCACCACGCUCUACUUCAAACACCUGGGCGCCUGCCCUGACGAGGUGCACCUGCUGAGCCACGGACAACGCAUGUUGGAGGCGGUGGGAGUGGCUGUGCAGCACAUGGACAACCUGCGCGCGGCCCUGAGCCCGCUUGCCGACCUGCAUGCGCACGUGCUACGAGUGGACCCUACCAACUUCCCACUGCUGAUCCAGUGUUUCCAGGUGGUGCUAGCCUCCCACCUGCAGGACGAGUUCACGGUGGAGAUGCAGGCGGCGUGGGAUAAGUUCCUGACCGGCGUGGCCAUAGUACUGACCGAGAAGUACCGCUGAGCGGGGGGGCCUAGGUCUGUGCAUGUCAAUAAACAGGCCUCAAA
Messenger RNA from Pteropus alecto (black flying fox), 721 nucleotides. It is a transcript of the gene HBM, whose product is annotated as hemoglobin subunit mu. Bases 120 to 677 code for a protein of 185 amino acids. Gene Ontology annotation, molecular function: heme binding; oxygen binding; organic acid binding. Gene Ontology annotation, biological process: hydrogen peroxide catabolic process; oxygen transport. NCBI's taxonomy places the organism in Eukaryota, Metazoa, Chordata, Mammalia, Chiroptera, Pteropodidae. The record is from RefSeq and is a predicted model, not a curated record. Gene Ontology annotation, cellular component: blood microparticle; haptoglobin-hemoglobin complex; hemoglobin complex. The transcript has 3 exons.